AAAACAGAAAACACAGGAUGAGGAUGGGAAAGGUUCCCUUCUUUAUAACAGAAACAGGCCAACGGCUGGUUUUCUACGGGGCAUCCACCCUCGCCGUGGGCCUGUUCGCUGGACACUACAUGCCGCACACAAUAUGCAUUUCGUACCUUAAAGAAUUCGUUCAAUCCUACAAAAAUGGCGAGGAAAGACAACUACCGGAAAAGCUGGAGCAACGAUUCAAGCGUGCCCUCAGCCACCUCGAUUUGACCGAGUUCGAGCGAAAGUUUAUCAAACCAUUCGUCGUUAGCGGGUUCGAUGUGUUCAACGCCGGAUCAUUCAAGUCGCGGUUCGGAGCGUACGUGGGCAUUCCGGUAAACUACGAGUACGACAGUGUGGAGGAAAUCAAUCGCAAAGAUAUCCAGAUUCGCGGGCAGCCAAUCAACUGGAGCUCGGAGGGUGGCAAAACCCUCGAACAGGCUCUCGUUCUGAGCGAAGAUGAGCAGGUUUUCGGUAUCACCCGUGAAAUACUCAUGAUGAGAACGCACAAAGUUCUGAUACAGUCGGUGAUACCAACGGUGUCCUGGAUAUUCACGUACAGCCUGGGAUCGCAGCUGAACGAGCGGUGCAACUUCUACGCCCGGCCACGCAGCCUGCGCCUCAUACUGUACACCAUUUGUGGACUGUUCGGGUUCGGUCUGUACUCGUUUUCGACCGACGUGACGGAGGUGUACUACGAAACGGACGUGGACAAGCAGAUGGCCAAACUCGGGCCGGACCUGAUCGACGCCGGUGUGCGGUUCUACGAUAAAAUGCUGAAGAAAAACGUUUCCAUCCGCCAGCUUACCGGGGAUGACUAUUACACCGCCAAGGGCAACGUAAACUAUCUGAUUCGUCAGAAGGCGGCCCCGUUGACGCUGAGGAAAGAGUUUUUCCAAUCCGGCUACAAGGAUUUCAUCGGCACCGAGGAAAUCAGUUAAAUGCAUUUGAAGAAACCGGUAGCUGAGCAUUUUUGGAGACCGCAAAUAAAGGAUGAAAGGUUGUU
This is a messenger RNA of Anopheles cruzii, 1021 nucleotides long. RefSeq names its product transmembrane protein 177. The record is from RefSeq and is a predicted model, not a curated record. The transcript is spliced from 2 exons. NCBI's taxonomy places the organism in Eukaryota, Metazoa, Arthropoda, Insecta, Diptera, Culicidae. Bases 18 to 956 code for a protein of 312 amino acids.